This is a messenger RNA of Oppiella nova, 607 nucleotides long. NCBI's taxonomy places the organism in Eukaryota, Metazoa, Arthropoda, Arachnida, Sarcoptiformes, Oppiidae. The record is from the annotation of a GenBank genome assembly.
AUUUGACUUAAUGAGAGUAUUUGAAUAACAACUUAUUUAUAAUAAGUCUUAAUUAAUGUUACAUUAAAUCAUGCUAUACCCGACUAUACUACCAUUUUAUUUAUACUUAAUUAACAAUAAUAAUAUCGCCAUAAAUCCAGACAUACUGGACAGUGGUGUGGACGCCAUCGCAUUUGAUGUGACAAACUAUGAGAUGACCCUCACAUUUAAGGGCGAAUGGUUUCGUGUGUACGACAAGAAUCAGAAUAUCAUAAGACUCGGCAAAAUAGGAUCAGUUUUUGGCAAACAAUUUGCUUAUGGCGUCGACGCGGCCGUUAUUGUCAAUGACCCCGAUUCAAAUGUCUUUCAUCCCAGCGAUUAUCUCUAUUUAUUUAAGGGUGACAUAGUCAGCCGGUAUCUGAUCUAUUUGUUUGGCAGACAUAAGUCUGAGCUAAUGAUCAUAAGCGAGGCCAACGAUUUGCACAAAUUGUCUCAAAUAAGCGACAAACUGCCCGACAGUAUAGACACUGUCAUCGCAUACAAUGGUUACGUCUAUUUGUUUCGGAAUAACACUCAGUAUAAGCUUUAUAUGAAAAAUCCGGUAAUUAUGAGACAAUUAUUUGAUUAG